Linderina pennispora is the source of this 442-nucleotide messenger RNA. RefSeq lists its product as uncharacterized. Bases 5 to 223 code for a protein of 72 amino acids. The transcript has a single exon. The record is from RefSeq and is a predicted model, not a curated record. Lineage: Eukaryota; Fungi; Kickxellomycota; Kickxellomycetes; Kickxellales; Kickxellaceae.
UGUUAUGCUCAACCCGGAUGAGCAUGAACAUGAUGAAGCUCACCUUCAAGAUCAAGAUCAAGAUCAAGACCCAGGUCAAGACAACAUUACACAUGCACAAGGUUCCACUUGCAAUAUAAACACAAGUGCACUGCCUCAUCUACAGAAUAAGUCCGCCCUUUAUGCUCCUCUUAUAGAUCCUAACACAGGAAUUCCUAUCAUAUAUGCUACACAUAAAGUGUAGCCAAGACACUCAUUGACUACUCCAUAUAUAUGGAGAAGUCAGACCGACAAGACAAGACAAGAACAACAAGCCCCCGAAUAUUCCUUAACUCAGAACCUAUUUGCCAAUAUAACCCAUUAUGAUCCCAACCUUCUCUCCCCAACGUCUGAGCUCCGGUUUGAGCUCUUCUAAUGCUAGCUCCUUUGCUAGCAUAUUAUCACUCCCACCAAGUGAUAACAC